GUCUACUUGGAAACAGGGCACCGAAACUCCACUAUCGGGUGGGACUAGAGCCACCAAUCCCACAGCACCCAGCCGACCGCCCCACUUCCGCCGGAAGUCACCCUGGCCGCGGGCGCCGCGAUGACGUCACCAGCCCACCGGAAGUUUCAGGGCUUGCCUGGGAGGCUGUAGAUCGGUGCAGCAGGCGGUUGGCCCCACCCCUGGGCUUCCCGAGGAACCAUGUCUCCCGCUGCUGUGGGUGCCGCCUGGAGUGCCAUUCACACACCGCUGCCCAAGAGGCGUUGCUAGAGAGGAGCUGCUGACUUCUGUGUGAAUACUGGGAAUGCCAGAGUUGUGGCUGCAAAAGUAUCCAAUCAGGAGAAAGAUGUAGGCUGGAGACCGAAUUACCUGCCUCAAGGAUGGACUUCCUGGUUCUCUUUUUAUUGUACCUGGCUUUUGGGCUGACCAGUGUUAUUAUGAUCUGCAUCUGCUCAAAAAGUCAUCAUUUGAGUAGCUUGUUCCAGGGUGGAACACAGCUAUGUUCCUGUAUAAUUCCACAGUGCUUUCAGAGAGCCAUACAGAGAUGCCUUCAUUACUUCUUCCACACACGCAACCACACCUUCAUUGUCCUGCACCUGGUCUUGCAAGGGCUGGUUUAUAUUGAGUAUACCUGGGAAAUAUUUGGCUACUGUCAAGAGCUGGAGUUCUCAUUGUGUUACCUUCUUCUGCCCUAUCUAUGGCUGAUUAUAAACCUGGUUUUCUUCGCCCUAACUUGUGUAACCAAUCCUGGCACUAUAACAAAAACAAAUGAAUUAUUAUUUCUUCAAGUUUAUGAGUUUGAUGACGUGAUGUUUCCAAAGAACGUGAGGUGCUCUACGUGUGGUUUAAAGAAACCAGCUCGAUCCAAGCACUGCAGUGUGUGUAACCACUGUGUGCACCGUUUUGACCAUCACUGUGUGUGGGUAAACAAUUGCAUUGGGGCCUGGAACAUCAGGUACUUCCUCAUCUACCUCCUGACCUUGACUUCGUCAGCCACCACCAUGGCCGUCCUGAGCACAGCGUUUCUGGUCCACCUGGUGGUGGUGUCAGAUCUGUACCAGGAAAUGUAUAUUGAUGACUUUGGACACUUCCAGGCUGUGGACACAGUCUUUCUCAUUCAGUAUCUGUUCCUGACCUUCCCAAGGAUUGUCUUCCUGCUGGGCUUUGUCGUGGUGCUGAGCUUCCUCCUGGGGGGCUACUUGUGCUUUGCUGUGUACCUGGCUGCUACCAAUCAGACCACGAAUGAAUGGUACAAAGGGGACUGGGCCCGGUUCCAACACUGCCCCCUGGUGGCCAGGCCCUCAUUAGCCGAAUCCCAAAUCUACCAGAACAUUUACUCCCACGGACUUUGGAGCAACCUCCAAGAGAUCUUUCUACCUGCAAGCCCAUGUUAUGAGAGAAAGAAGAAAUAAAUGAAAAGAGUGUUACUGCUUAUCAAAUAUAAUAUACAUUUAUUUAUA
Heterocephalus glaber (naked mole-rat) is the source of this 1478-nucleotide messenger RNA. RefSeq names its product zDHHC palmitoyltransferase 4 (gene Zdhhc4). Gene Ontology annotation, biological process: protein targeting to membrane; peptidyl-L-cysteine S-palmitoylation. Gene Ontology annotation, molecular function: protein-cysteine S-palmitoyltransferase activity. The record is from RefSeq and is a predicted model, not a curated record. NCBI's taxonomy places the organism in Eukaryota, Metazoa, Chordata, Mammalia, Rodentia, Bathyergidae. Gene Ontology annotation, cellular component: endoplasmic reticulum; Golgi apparatus.